Molecule: messenger RNA, 581 nt
Organism: Gongylonema pulchrum
Lineage: Eukaryota; Metazoa; Nematoda; Chromadorea; Rhabditida; Gongylonematidae
Source: the annotation of a GenBank genome assembly
AUGUGUGCUUUUAUGCGGCAGUUCUAUGGGCAGCUCUUUUUUGUGCCGCGAGAUUCAGAAGAAUGUUGCGCAGUUGGACCACACUGCAGCGUAUUACAGUUCAGCUUUCGACCGUCGGUUUAUAUUCUCGAUUGUGACAUUGGACAAGCUGAAAUGAAUCCACCAGGAUGUGUCUCUUUGCUGAAAGUGAAUUCACCACUUUUAGGUGUGCCGAUGUUCCAGCAAAGGACCGUUUUAGCGGACACGUACUUCUAUGGUAGAAUUGUCUUUAAAGAUGACAUGACAUCGUAUUUGAUGCUUCUUCGCAGGUUGCUGGAGCGUUUCAAGAGUGUCAGUGAUCCAUCUUCUCCUUUAUUAAUCAACACAUGCGGAUGGGUUGAAGGUACACUUUUUGAUCCCGAUUUUUUAUUCACUUUGACGACGCCAACAGGACCAAAUUACCAGGUAACGAAAUUAAAUUAUUUGAUUUCCAAUCUUCUAGUUAGUAGUCAACAAAAAAAGAGAUUCUAUACGAUAGAUUUAUUUGUGUUUUGCCUUACUACCUCUUCAAUAGGAUGGCGUGCUGAACAUCGAGGAUAAGU